AUGCUUCUAAGUGCAGAUGUGGAAGACGACUCUGCGGACUCCCAGGAGCGCGGCCUUCAGCCACAGCCUUUGCAGCUGAUGAAGGCCUUGCAACGUGUGCAACAGCUUCAAGGGAAGACGGAACUGCACUUAGAUGACCUUCAACUGGAGAGCUUGGAAGCGCUUCUGGAGGUUCAGGUAGAGAGUUGGCAUAGCUCGAGGUUGUGGGAGGUUGCAUUGAGAUCAUCCAGCGCCUUGCCGAAGCAGCUCACCCUGCUGUCCUUGCGCGGCAAUCCCUGGCCACACGGAAGUCGAUGUCUCCGCUGUAGAGGGGGGGGAGAAGGUGUUGAAGCAAGAGGUGACCCUGCGUGA
Messenger RNA from Durusdinium trenchii, 351 nucleotides. The record is from the annotation of a GenBank genome assembly. Lineage: Eukaryota; Dinophyceae; Suessiales; Symbiodiniaceae.